UGUUCAGGGCAUCAGGCAACGAAAGCCCCAUCUGCGAGGACGACGAGGUCAGAAGACAGAUGGAGAGGCUUCUUCUCCCUUUUUCUAUGCAAUUUUAAUACGGUUACGUUGGCAUGCAACUCGACCCAGAGUGAGAGAGAGAGAGCUUAGGCCCCAAUCGCCUGAUCCUUCUAUUGGUUUGCAUGGCUGCUCUUUCCUCUCUGACCAGGUGAACCGACAACAGUUCUGAAACCCUAUCCAUUAUCUGAAUUCGAUAUCUCUACCAUGUCCUCUUCGCAGGCCUUAGGCGGCACCUCCCGCGCUGGUCGCAUUCUCGGACCCUCGUUGGAUAAGAUUAUUAAGAAUGUGGCCUGGCGAAAGCAUACCCAACUAGUUGCUGCCUGCAAAUCGGCACUCGACAAACUUGAGACCCUCAAAGAUUCUCCUGAUCCAAUACCUGACACGCCCAUAUUUGGGUUCGUUGUUACAGACGCUGAAUUCGUUCUCCAGCCCUUAAUCCUUGCUGUUGAGUCGGCCACCGUCAAGGUCAUCGAACCUGCUCUGGAAUGCGCUAUUAAACUGUUCUCCCAAGGCAUGAUCUGCGGUGAGAUCGAUCGCCUCGAGGGUGAUGAUAGACGCUCCGUUUUAAACCGGUUGAUCGAUUCCAUUUGCAAUUGUGCCGGUCUCGGUGAAGAUGGGAUCGAGCUUGCGGUGCUCAGGGUCUUGGGUUCUGCUGUCCGGACUCCGUGCGUGUUGAUUCGGGGCGAUUGUUUCAUUCAGAUUGUUAAGACCUGCUACAAUGUGUAUGUUGGUAGCAUGAACAGCAUUAACCAGAUCUGUGCCAAGGUAGUUCUCGCGCAGAUUUUGAUGAUCGUUUAUGCCAGGGUCGAGGAAGAUUCGAUGGAGGUUAAGGUUCGUUCUGUUACCGUUGGUGAAUUAUUGGAGGUGUCCGAUAAGAGCUUGAACGAUUGGAGUUUAGUUCAAUUUGUUCAGAACUUCAUUGACGACAUCGUUGAAAGUAGCCAAGGGGUCUCAAAUUUGAAACUGUACUCCUCUGAAUCGCUUGAAUCGCGAAAUGGUCAUGUUUCAGUGCCCUCCGAGGAGGGAAAAGGUGAACUGGGUGAUGGAGAGUCGGUAGAUCGGGGAAGAUCCAGUAGUGGCAGUAAGAUUCGAGAAGAUGGAUAUCUUCUGUUUAAAAACUUGUGCAAGUUCUCGAUGAAGUUGUCAACCCAAGAGAAUCCCGAGGACCAAGUUCUCUUGAGGGGAAAAAUUUUGUCCCUGGAGCUGCUAAAGUUUGCAAUGGAUCAUGCCAGUUCAUUUUGGGGAACAGACGAGAGGUUUCUCAGUGCUAUCAAGCAGUAUCUCUGCCUAUCAUUGCUGAAGAAUAGUGCAUUGUCUGUUAUGACGGUUUUCCAGCUCCUGUGUUCUAUCUUCACAUGCUUGUUAUCAAAGUUCAGAUCAGGAUUAAAAUCAGAAAUUGGGAUUUUCUUUCCCAUGCUUAUCCUCAGAGUGCUUGAAAAUGUGCUCCAGCCUAGUUUUAUGCAGAAAAUGACGGUUCUCAAUUUGCUAGAGAGGAUCUCUCAGGAUUCACAGAUCAUCAUUGACAUUUUUGUGAACUACGACUGUGAUGUGGAUUCACCUAAUAUUUUUGAAAGGAUUGUCAAUGGCCUUGUAAAGACUGUUUUAGGUCCGCCCCCGGGUUCCACUACAACCCUGUCUCCAGCCCAGGAUUUGGCACUCCGAGUUGAAUCUAUGAAGUGCUUGGUUGGCAUCAUCAAGUCAAUGGGAGCUUGGAUGGACCAACAGCUGCAGGCGACUGAUUUGUGUCUGUUAAGAAGUCCUGAGAGUGAUGCAUCAGCUGAAAGCUAUAGCAUGCUUAACGGAGAUGAAGGAGCUGCUGUUGACUAUGAACUGGAAUCAAGUUCUGAGUUGUCAGAAGCUGCAACACUUGAGCAACGGCGAGCUUAUAAGAUAGAAUUUCAGAAAGGGAUCUCCCUGUUUAACAGGAAACCUUCCAAGGGCAUUGAGUUUCUAAUAAGUGCCAAAAAGAUUGGUGGUUCUCCGGAAGAAGUUGCUUCAUUCCUGAAAAACACGUCUGGCCUGAAUGAGACCAUAAUUGGAGACUACCUGGGUGAAAGGGAGGAAUUCCCUUUGAAAGUUAUGCAUGCAUAUGUGGAUUCUUUUAAUUUUGAAGGAAAGGAUUUUGGUGAAGCUAUUCGGUUUUUCCUAAGGGGCUUCAGGUUGCCUGGAGAGGCACAGAAGAUUGACCGCAUAAUGGAAAAGUUUGCUGAGCGUUACUGUAAAUGCAAUCCAAAUUCUUUUACGAGUGCAGAUACAGCUUAUGUUCUUGCUUAUUCUGUGAUAAUGCUCAACACCGAUGCCCAUAAUAGCAUGGUGAAAGACAAGAUGUCGAAGGCUGAUUUUAUCCGCAAUAAUCGUGGGAUAGAUGAUGGAAAAGAUUUACCGGAAGAGUAUCUGGGCUCGCUGUAUGAUCAAAUUGUGAAAAGUGAAAUAAAGAUGAGUGCUGAUUCUUCUGCACCACAGAGCAAGCAGGCAAACAGCUUCAAUAAGUUAUUGGGCCUAGAUGGCUUAUUCAAUUUAGUCAACUGGAAGCAGGCUGAAGAGAAACCCUUAGGUGCAAAUGGAGUUCUCAUAAGGCACAUCCAGGAGCAGUUCAAAGCAAAGUCAGGCAAAUCUGAAUUCGUUUUUUAUGCGGUCACGGAUACGGCAAUACUGAGGUUUAUGGUGGAGGUUUGCUGGGCUCCAAUGUUAGCUGCAUUUAGUGUGACUCUUGACCAGAGUGAUGACAAGACUGCCACAUUUCAAUCUUUACAAGGCUUCCGACAUGCUGUGCAUGUCACCGCAGCAAUGGGCAUGCAGACACAGAGAGAUGCUUUUGUUACAUCUCUUGCCAAGUUUACUUUUCUCCAUUGUGCUGCAGACAUGAAGCAAAAGAAUGUUGAUGCUAUGAAGGUAAUAAUAUCAAUCGCCAUUGAAGACGGUAAUUAUCUUCAGGAAGCCUGGGAGCACAUAUUAACAUGCCUCUCCCGAUUUGAGCAUCUGCAACUCUUGGGAGAGGGCGCACCACCUGAUGCAUCCUUUUUCGUGGUAUCUCAAUCUGAAACAGAAGAUAAGACACAGAAGUCUCCAGGUUUUCCAUCUCUAAAGAAAAAAGGAAGUGCUCUUCAGAAUCCAGCUGUAAUGGCUGUUGUUCGAGGGGGCUCUUAUGAUAGUGCUACUCUUGGAAUUAAAGCCUCAGCGCUGGUAACUCCAGAUCAGAUUAAUCAUUUUAUUUCCAACUUGAAUCUACUUGAUCAGAUUGGGAAUUUUGAGCUGAACCACAUAUUUGCCCAUAGCCAAAGGUUGAAUAGUGAAGCGAUUGUAGCUUUUGUGAAGGCCCUCUGUAAAGUUUCCAUGGCAGAAUUGCAGUCUCCAACAGAUCCUCGUGUUUUCAGCCUUACCAAAAUAGUUGAAAUUGCGCAUUAUAACAUGAGCCGCAUUAGAUUGGUGUGGUCUCGCAUAUGGAGCGUGCUUUCAGAUUUCUUUGUCGCAGUUGGGUUGUCAGAAAAUCUUUCUGUUUCAAUAUUUGUGAUGGAUUCAUUACGACAGCUGGCUAUGAAGUUCCUAGAGCGUGAGGAGCUGGCAAAUUACAAUUUUCAGAAUGAAUUUCUUAGACCUUUCGUGAUUGUCAUGCAGAAAAGCAAUUCUGCAGAAAUUAGAGAAUUAAUUGUUCGUUGUGUCUCACAGAUGGUCCUCAGCCGUGUGAGUAAUGUGAAAUCUGGCUGGAAAAGCGUUUUUACGGUUUUUACAACUGCUGCAGCAGAUGAACGCAAGAAUAUUGUUUUAUUGGCUUUUGAGACCAUGGAGAAAAUCGUCAGAGAUUAUUUUCCCUACAUAACUGAGACAGAGAAUACGACCUUUACUGAUUGUGUGAAGUGUCUUAUAACCUUCACCAAUAGCAGAUUUAACAGUGAUGUCAGCCUCAAUGCCAUUGCAUUUCUCCGAUUUUGUGCUGUUAAACUUGCAGAUGGCGGACUAAUUUGCUAUGAUAAGAGCAAGGAAGAUGAUUCAUCUAUUCCAGUUAUGGACGGAGAUGAUUCGUAUGGACUUCCCUUCACAGAUAAGGAUGAUCAAGUCUACUUUUGGGUUCCUUUGCUCACAGGUUUGUCCAAACUGACAUCUGAUCCCAGACAAACUAUCAGGAGGAGUGCUUUAGAAGUGCUCUUCAAUAUUCUGAAGGAUCAUGGCCACAUAUUCUCUCUGCCCUUUUGGCUCGGUGUUUUCAAAUCUGUCAUUCUUCCCAUAUACAGUACCACUGAAGGAAAAGGAGAAACGUUUGACAUUCAUGAUGGCAGAUUUUCACUAGAUUCUAAAUCCUCAAAAUCCGAAGAAAAUGCAUGGAGCUCUGAAACUUUUACGGAGGCAGCUCAGUAUCUGGUGGACCUCUUUGUUAGUUUCUUUGAUUUGGUGCGUUCUCAGCUACCAAGCGUUGUAUCAGUACUCACAAGGUUCAUUAGCAGUCCUGUUCAGAGUCUGGCUAGUGCUGGUGUAGCUUCGUUGCUUCAUUUGGCUGGUGACUUGGGCAACAGACUUUCUGAAGAGGAGUGGGGAGUUUUCUUUCUGCGCUUGAAAGAAGCAGCUGCAUCAACUCUGCCUGGAUUUUUAAAGGUUCUUAGAAUCAUGGAUGACAUCGAGAUAUCUGAUGAUUCACAAACCUAUACAGAUAUGGAGUUAUAUUCAGAUCAUGGAUUUACCCAUGAUGAUCUUGAGGAUGAUAGCCUGCAAACUGCCGCCUAUGUCGUUUCCAGAGUGAAGGGUCAUAUAGCUGUUCAAUUGCUCAUAGUACAGGUCAUAACUGAGCUUUGUAAGGCACACCAACAAUCCUUAUCGGCAGCCAACAUGACAGUCCUUGUGGAGAUAUUUUCAUCUGUUACUUCUCAUGCUCACAACCUUAAUUCAGAAACCAUCCUACAGGUGAAGUUGAGGAAAGUGUGUUCAAUCUUGGAGAUUUCAGACCCUCCAAUCGUUCACUUUGAAAAUGAGUCAUACCAGAGCUACCUCAACUUUUUGCAUAGUAUACUCACAGAGAACCCAUCUCUCUCCAAAAUAAUGAACACAGAACCUCAGCUAGUGGCAGAAUGUGAACAAAUAUUGCAGAUAUACUUGAAUUGUGCAGGUUGUGAGUCCAUCAAACAGACACCAGGUAACCAACCGGUGACACACUGGAGAGUUCCGUUGGGAUCAGCAAAAAAAGAAGAAUUGGCUGCUCGAACUUCAUUGACUGUACUAGCAUUGCAGGUAUUGAGUGGCUUGGAAAGGGAUUCUUUUCGGAGAUAUGUGUCACAUUUCUUCCCUUUGUUGGUGGAUCUCUUGCAAAGCGAACACAGCUCUGGAGAAGUGCAACAUGUUCUAAGCAACAUGCUCCAAUCAUGUAUAGGGCCAAUAAUAUUAGACUUGUGAUGUAUUAUUCAAUUAUUUUUUCUGUCCGAUUAGCCAGGGCGUAGGCCACCUUGUUUUGUUUUACUUUUGUAGAAUAUACAGAGGCUGGGGUCACAUGUUGAAUGAAUGUACAGUAAAUUGAAUUUAACAUAUAAUGAAGAUUUUUUUAUC
Telopea speciosissima is the source of this 5589-nucleotide messenger RNA. Its product is annotated as brefeldin A-inhibited guanine nucleotide-exchange protein 1-like. The coding region runs from base 265 to 5439 and encodes 1724 amino acids. Gene Ontology annotation, cellular component: trans-Golgi network. Gene Ontology annotation, molecular function: guanyl-nucleotide exchange factor activity. The transcript is spliced from 11 exons. The record is from RefSeq and is a predicted model, not a curated record. Gene Ontology annotation, biological process: regulation of ARF protein signal transduction. NCBI's taxonomy places the organism in Eukaryota, Viridiplantae, Streptophyta, Magnoliopsida, Proteales, Proteaceae.